Messenger RNA from Pteronotus mesoamericanus, 712 nucleotides. RefSeq names its product coiled-coil-helix-coiled-coil-helix domain containing 7 (gene CHCHD7). The transcript is spliced from 5 exons. Bases 412 to 669 code for a protein of 85 amino acids. Lineage: Eukaryota; Metazoa; Chordata; Mammalia; Chiroptera; Mormoopidae. Gene Ontology annotation, cellular component: mitochondrion. The record is from RefSeq and is a predicted model, not a curated record. Gene Ontology annotation, biological process: mitochondrial respiratory chain complex assembly.
GCGCGCGCCGAUUGGGCUGGUGGCCGCCGGGGAGCGGGGGCAGCACGUUGGGAUGCGCGCUACUUAAGGUCCAGCUGCGUGAGCUAUUGACGUGUUUGGAGCUGGAGACUGCCGGGUCCCUAGUGGAGUGGCACCCCGAGCCUUUGAAGCGUCAUUGCCAGCACCUACACCCAGUUUCCUUCGUUUUCCUCGCCCCGUGCCCUUCUCGGCGCCGUGGAAGGUUGAAGCAAGGUGUGUUCGCCUGUGCCCUCCAUCCACCGUUAGACGGAGAAGCAGCAUCGCGGAAGGCAGCAAGGUCUCGGACUUAAAUCUCUCCGGUUUCUCCGUUUGAGUUACCCGCCUCCCUCCGGUAUGCCACCCUGACUUCCUGACCCUGUCUCUGCACCCAGAAAUAGUAAGAAGACUGUUAGGAUGCCAGUGGUAACACGGAGACUGAGGGAUCCUGACAUAAAUCCUUGCUUGUUGGAAUCUGAUGCUUCUGCCAAAUGUUUGGAUGAAAAUAACUAUGACAGGGAAAGGUGUUCCACUUACUUCUUGAAGUACAAGAACUGCCGGAAAUUCUGGAAUUCUGUCAUGAUGCAGAGAAGACAAAAUGGAGUGAAGCCACCUAUGCCUACAGCAGCAGAAAGAGAUGAAAUCUUGGGAGCAAUGGGAAAGAUGCCCUAUUGAAUGUUUGCAUUAAAAUUGUUUAUUUAAUUUAAAAGCAGAUAAA